AAGCGGUGCCCAUGUGCACGAGAAAGGAAGGCGGCGGCAUUGCUGAUUGGUGCUUGGCGAGCUGCAGUAAAAUGGCAGCCAGUGUCGCCACAUUUAACGUUGACAUCCCUCGCUGGGACCAGAACACUUUUAUGGGCCGUGUGAAGCACUUUUUCAACAUCACGGACCCUAGGACGCUGCUGGUGUCAGAACAUGAACUGGAUUCAGCAAAGGCAUUGGUGGAGAGCUGCAGGGCAGGCAUUGUGCCUCCAGGAACCAACCAAGAGCAGCUGUUCUAUGCCAAGAAGCUUUAUGACUCCGCUUUCCACCCUGACUCUGGUGAGAAGAUGAAUUUGAUAGGGAGGAUGUCAUUUCAAGUCCCCGGGGGAAUGGCUAUCACAGGCUGCAUGCUGCAGUUUUACAGGACAGUUCCAGCUGUAGUUUUCUGGCAGUGGGUGAAUCAGUCUUUCAAUGCCAUUGUGAACUACACCAACCGGAAUGCUGCCAGCCCCAUCUCCCUCAAGCAAAUUGGAGUUGCUUAUUUCACUGCUACCAGCACUGCCUUGGCAACUGCCGUAGGACUCAACCUUUACACCAAGAGAGCGCCAUCCCUUGUGGCACGCUGGGUCCCCUUUGCAGCGGUAGCUGCUGCCAACUGCGUCAACAUCCCCUUGAUGAGGCAGCAGGAACUCAUAAAUGGGAUCACAGUGACUGAUGAGAACGACAACCCUCUGGGCAAGUCCAGGAGAGCUGCGAUCAAGGGGAUAACUCAGGUGGUGGUUUCCCGCGUCGCCAUGGCUGCUCCUGGCAUGAUUUUGUUGCCCAUCAUAAUGGAGAGACUAGAAAAAUAUCCUUUCAUGAAGAAAAUCAAGGUUCUCCAUGCUCCAUUGCAAACGAUACUUGUUGGAGGGUUCCUUGUGUUCAUGGUCCCGGUUGCCUGUGCACUCUUCCCGCAACGAAGCUCCAUUGCCCUUUCACAUUUGGAGCCUGAUCUCAGGCAAUCGAUUGUAGCCAGGCAUGGAGACAAUGUGCCUUAUGUCUAUUUUAACAAGGGAUUGUGAAUGAAGCCUCUCUUUUGGGAACUGCCUGGACCUGCACUCGUGCUCUGCCUUUGAGCUUCCAAGAAGCGUCUUGUUAGUCAUUGUGAGAAAUGGAGUGCUGGGCUAGUUGGACCUUUGGCCUGAUCCAGUCUGGCUGUUAUUAAGCUCUUAGCUGUACAGCACUCCUAAUAGGGAUAGGUGCUGUAACCUCACUAUGGAUUUUUCCUCCACCUUCCUGGCCAUAUAGUUCCUACUCCGUUCUGAUACAUUAUCUGUGUUCUAUGCAACUUUGGGAUUUCCAACGGGGUGCUGCAUUUUGUCUUUCCAAUGCAAUCUCUGCCAAGCUUAUCUUUGUCAAAAUCUGUCUUGGUACAAAACCUCCAAAUAGAUGUGAAAUGGGGAAGUUACUGCGGGCUUCACACUGGAUGACUCAAAAUCAAAAUAUAGGUCUGUAUCACUGUGGUGUUGAUUUUCUCAUGUGCCUUCAGAUGGACCAAUUUCCUCUGCUUAAUCAUUAAGAUAAAUCAUGUAAAGGUAGUUGACUUGGGGUGGUCAACUUGUUGUUAGAUUCCAACUCCCACCAGCUGUAGCUGAACCCUGCAACCUUGGUGUUAUCAGGACCAAGCUCUAACCAACUGAGCUGUCCACAUUCCCUUCUGGUCAACCUGCUGGGGCCCAAGGGCCAGUGGUGGAUGGAGCCAGAGGUGAAAGUGGGCAGAGCAACAAAUGUAAAGCACACCUUUUCACUGUAGGCUAGGGUCUACACACACACACACACACACACACACACACACACACACACACACACACACCCUCCAACCUCCAACCUCCAUCCAGGCAUGCAAGAGGCAGUGUAAGAGUUCAAGAACACAUUCCAGACAGGCAUAAACACUCAAGGAGGGUGGGGAGCAGGGCAGGGGAUGGUGUGUGACCUGGGAAGAUUCUCAAGGACCAGCUAGAGAUCCAGAUGGAGGCCUAAGGGCAUUUGGCCCUUAGGCUUCAGGUUGCCCAUCCCUUUGUCUGGCCUGUACCACUUUAGAGUGUAGGUGAGUGUUCACAUAACUGAAUGCUUCUCUGUACAAAAAACACAAAUACGCACACAUAUGGCACAGAAAAAUAACAUGAGAAGUGUAAGGCCUGAAAGGUCCCUAGAAGAACAUUCAUUAUGUGUGUUCCCCCUGUUGGUGUAUUUAAACUGAAUAGCUGCACAGCAAAAAACAUUCUGAGGAGACUGCAAAGUAUAAUUAGGAGUUGUUUUAAUUAAAGAAAAAUAACAGAAGUUACAUUAACUACAAGAACGUUACAAAAACAUAACCCUUCCAUGAGUACUCUCUUCCAGAGUACUGAGAGAGGUAUGCAGACCUCCUUAUAUACUGUAUCCGAUUGCUGACACGCCUUAAAUCAGGGGUCCCCCAAACUAAGGCCCGGGGGCCAGAUGCGGCCCAAUCGCCUUCUCAAUCCGGCCCGCGGAUGGUCCAGGAAUCAGCAUGUUUUUACAUGAGUAGAAUGUGUCCUUUUAUUUAAAAUGCAUCUCUCGGUUAUUUGUGGGGCCUGUCUGGUGUUUUUACAUGAGUAGAAUGUGUCCUUUUAUUAAAAAUGCAUCUCUGGGUUAUUUGUGGGGUAUAGAAAUUCGUUCAUAUUUUUUUCGAAAUAUAGUCCGGCCCCCCACAAGGUCUGAGGGACAGUGGACCAGCCCCCUGCUGAAAAAGUUUGCUGAUCCCUGCCUUAAAUAAUACAAACUUAACAUCCCUUGCUGUACUGCCCCACAGCUGCAAAACUAGGUCAUUACAUUUCCUUCUUUCUUUUAAAGAGAUACAUAUUUCUGUGGAACAGUAAUGAACCUUAAACUAUAAACCACUCAACACCCCCACCUGCACUCUGAAGUAAUUUCCAAACACAGGUUUGCCACUUUAUUGAGAAGUGCAAGUUACCCAGUUUGCUUAGGUAUUAAGACUGACUCUAAAUAGUUGACAUUUCCCAUGCUGAUUCUUUGGCAGCACCCGGGGUUAACAGAAAAGCAGCUGUGGGGCCUACGUGCAGACACAUGCUAUCAGUGCAGCUGGUUAAGGAUGCAAAUAGCACAUAUUUUCUACCUCUCCCAAACCAGGGUGUUGCACUAUUCUGGAGACAACACACAUCUGAUGCUCCCACUCUCUCAGGUGUAAGUUGAGCGCAGGUCCUUUACUGAAAUCUUCUGUCAGCCACAUACUCACCAGGUGGCUUUAGGUGAGCCUUAGUCCUGCAUCUCAGCCUUAGACCCCCAUCUUCAACCAAUAGGUGAUAAUACGAACCAAUCUUGAAGUUAACUGUUGUAAUGAUUAUUGAGAUAAUGUGUGUGAAGUGUUCUGAAACUUGAAAUGUCCUCUUUUAAAAUAGUAAAUACUGUCAUUAUGCAAAUCAAGUUCUUGCAUGCAGAAAUUAGAAUGCUUGAAGGGCGGGAGGACUCUGAUGCAAGGUAUUCAUUUAAGGUACAUGUGCCAAAUCAUGGUGAGAGGCUGUCCCUUGAUGGUACAUAUUUUAAGCAGCAGUUUAUUUUAAGGAUCUGAUUUGCCUUGCAUUGAAAAUGACUGUUUGAAUCCAGGAGCUUACUGAUUUUUAAUGUGUUUUAUUAUUUUUAUGUUAAAUGUUGCCCAAUUGUGUGUGUAUGUAUGCAUGUAUGUAUGUAUGUUUAUGCUGGUGCUAGCCAAAGUCUGCCAUAUUGGAUGGCAAAGUACUGGAAGAUAUUUUGCUUUUAGCCAUUCUUGGAUUUGGUCAGGAGGAACUGACAUUCAGUGUUGCUUAUUGGAUCAGGAAAAGCUCACACCAUUAAACCUGCCAGGGAAAGGCUUUGUUACAUGUACAGGAAAGACAACAGAAUAAACAGAAUAAAACACACUGCAAUCUUAGAAACUGUCCCUGGCUCUUCUCUUGUAAACAUUUGGAGCCAUGUUUUGGAGUGUCCUUUCUGCUUGUGGUAUUUAUUCAGCUGUGCAGCUAAGGCUUCUAUAGACCCUACAAACCCAUUAAGCCCACUGUGAGUCUCUCAGAUGUCUUAGACUACAAUUUCUAUCCUCCACAGGAUUGGCAAAAGCCUGAUCUAAGCAUUGGUGUUAAGAACAAAUAUUCUUAAAUUGCUGUUGCUUUCCUUGAUACGCACAGCCCAGGCAUUCCAUGAUUUGAACUGGUGACAUUCACAGAAUCUUCAAUGCAAUAUUCUGAGUCAUGCUUAAUACUCUACUGCACUGGGAUUUCAAAAAUGUUGGGGAACCCUGUGUAGAUUCAUAGCUGGAGCCUUCUGUAAAGCAUGAGAAAUCUUCCACUUUCCCAAGUAGUGAAAUCUGCUGAGUGACAAUAUGGAAACAAUAUGGAAAUCCCCAUUGAUUUUACUAGGGUUAUUAUUAGAGUCAUUAUCUUGGGCUGCUUGUGAUAUUGGGGUGGAAUAGAUUGAACUGGUUGUGUAAAACAGGUGAGUGGGUUGUGGCAAGCAUUUCCAGAAGGAUGGUGAGGUGAUGAGUGUUUCUGCUUCUACUCCAGAACAUUUCCCAGCUGCAUCUCCCGCAAUCUUAUUUUAUUUUUACUUUACUUAAAGGUAAAGGUACCCCUGACAGUUAGGUCCAAUCGCGGACAACUCUGGGGUUGCCUAUGCAGCUUCUGGCGAACCAGAGCAGCGCAAGGAAACACCGUUUACCUUCCCGCCGGAGCGGUACCUAUUUAUCUAGUUGCACUUGAUGUGCUUUUGAACUGCUAGGUGGGCAGGAGCUGGGACUGAACAAUGGAAGCUCACCCCAUCACGGGGAUUCGAACUGCCGACCUUCUGAUCAGCAAGCCCUAGGCUCUGUGGUUUAGACCACAGCGCCACCCGUGUCCCUUUUGACUUUACUUACAGUAGUUUCCUUAUUUUAAGCUACACCUCAUGCCACCUUAUUUUCCAUAUGCUUUGUGGACUCACUGUUGCUCCAGCUUUGUGCAGAUGACUGUUAGAUGCCCCUGUUUCUGUUUGAGGGAGGCCUGGGAUGAUAGACUGGUGACUCCCCAACCAUUUGUCAUCUGUUCUAAACUCCAAGGUCAGCCGAUCUCGGACCAAGUGCAAACUGAUUUCUUUACUCAUACAAAAGUACUGCCCAUCUAUCUGACCCUCCACUGAGCUAUACAGUUGGAUAAGAGGGUCUGCAAUCUGCAGCCUGGAGACCUCAGAAAAGGACAAAGAAGAUGGCUGCAACACUCUGCAGUGUACUAGAUGGUAAAGGCCAUAUAUACCACUUGACAGCAGAGGUGAUAAUUUGCAGCAUUGCAAUUGUUUUCUGAGGAGCUGCUUGUGUUUCUGCUCUGCCUGCCAAAUAUGCUGUAGAUCAGCAAUUUUCAGAAGACAGAGCUGUACCUCAAGUCUCAAUAUUUACCUUGCAUUGGCUUGACCGUUGGUCCACUCUGGCUGAAUGUUGCAAGAGCUGAUGUUCCCUAACUCUGGUAAACAACCUCCACCUCUCUCCGGCCUGAUGGCUGAACUGCUUAUCUGCUUCUCUAUUCUCUUCCUGUCCCCCUUUUGUAAUGAGUUGGUUUCCCUUCUCAGGUUUCCUAGAUAGGUUUCAAAUUCCACCUGACCUCACUGCCUCAGUUUGCAAUGCAGCUCAAGAGUUAAGUUUACUCCUGCUGCCCAUCUUUCAAAUGGGUUAUCCUUUAUUUGAGUGCCCCCUUAAACAUUUUUUGAGGCGGGCAUAAAAAAGGCACACCCCAAACCACUUUCCCUACGACAAUAAGUACAACUGCAUGCCUACAUGGUAUUGCACAGAAACCCUCAUUGUAUUCUAUCCCUGACCCUUUUCAGAUAAUUGGACGUAGAUCAAUCUAAAUCCAUACUGAGCAAAACACAAAUAGAAGUCAAUGGAAACUUCCCACCUGGGGCAAACAGAAUAUUUUUCAGCGGGAUGGUAGCGGGGAGGAAGUAAAAUGUUCCUCCAUGUACACUGUGACUUUGAUCUUGCUCGGAGGCCCUCCCUGUGGCUAUCUCAUAAUAUUUGAAAUGCAUAUUGGUUGUUUGCAUGCAGUCAGCAUCAUGUACAGUUUGGUUUCUAAAACACAUAGCUUUGUUACCUGGGAAGGAGUGGUGUCUCAGGUGGAUACAUGAAGCAAGGGGCUUCUAAGCAGGUUGCAGAGUCCCAUUAAUUGAAUGAUAAAGGAAGUAAUUUAGACUCCUUUUGCCUCAGAAUUUUCAGAGCAGGCAAAGGUGGAUAUGGGAGGCAGCCUCAUUGUCCCCUCCUCCUGGAAAGUGCUUCAGGUCAUUUUGUUGUAAGGCUCUGUAUGUGUGCCCUUUUAAAGCACAUCCAAAACACAUCAUUUCCCCCCUCAGAAUUCUGGGCACUGUAGUUUACCCCUCAGAGUUAAAAUUCCCAGGAACCCUUAGCAAAAUAAUGCCCAGAACCCUUUGGGGGGAAUGUGCUUUAAAUGCACUUUAAAGGUAUAGUAUACCAGGUAUAGCAGACUCCCUGAGUCUGCCUGAGAAGCCUUUCAGAUAUUCAAAUCUCUGACUAUUCUUUCCAUCUGGAUCUUUUGUUUUGCAAACAUCACCAAUCUAAGGGACUCUUGUUUUUUUACACCCACAGUUAUGCCAUGUUUUCUUUCUUACCUUCCAUAAUGUCCCCAAACUUGUUAUUACUUUGUCUCAUUCAGACUUUCCACUCACUAGACUGGGGCAAGGUGAGGAAUUGUAGCCUUAGUUUUGCUUCUGGAGUACAUUUUAGAUUUACAAACCAAGCAGGUUCCAUUUCUCUUGGGGGGGGGGCAGGGAGAUCAGUUGACAGACAAAGCAUUUCAUUUAUUUUCUGGCUUCCUGCAAGUCAAACACAAGAGGUUUUUUUGUUUCUUAAAUAGUGCUGAUUCCCGUAGGAAAAACACCCAGGCCAAACCAAACCAAGUCUGGCAUUGUGCAUACAAGCCGUAUCUGUACUCGUAUCCAAAAGAGCUGUACAGCCUUUCAUUAACAAGAUAGUACUUGAAACAUACACAGUGUGUGCCAAUUGUAUUUCAAGCUGAUGUGCCAAUCUCUGGGCUACAUGACGUUAAUCAGAUAGCUUGUUUACAGAAACUUGGCAGGUACUAGUUUCAUUGUUGGUAGUUGUAGAUGACAGUGACGUUUCCUCAAGAACUGGAAGCUAUAGCAGGACAAAUUCAAUUAUGCAUCAACUGCAGGAAUAAAUGUGUAACUACUGAGUCAUGUUGAGGAGGGGUCUCUAUCCUUUGCAAUCUUCUCAAUCCCAAUGCCCUUCUAAAAAAAUCAGGGAGUGGGAUUACUAGUCUUGCAUAGCUAUAUACAUGUAUAUCCCUAUAAAUGUGUUUUAAAUCAAAGCAAUUGGGGGUGGUGACAUCAUUCCACCAAGAUGGUGGCUUAGACCAUAAUUCCCUGCUCCCCACAGAUGAAUCAGUUAAUUUGACAGAUCCUAGAAUUUGAUUUGCUUCAGUUCCAGGCAUGCCUGACCUAAGAUGCAUCAAGGAUUUCAGUUCAUAUAAGAAUGGGACGCUGCCUCAGUAAUAGGCCCUUGAGGUAAUUAUGUGGGUUCUUCAAUGGCGUUAAAAGGAACAUUUAUGGUAGAUUUAUGGCUGAUUGGUUAAAUUCAGGACUGAUAUAGUGGAAGACUGGUCAAAAGCAUCAAAACCGCAACAAACAAAGGAAUUGAAAUGUUAAAAGAUUGCAAAGUGAAGACCCUACGCUUGAAGUUGUUACGGUAUUUGGGCCCUGUCAAAGGAGAAGCAAGAAGUCAGGUGGCAAACUGGUGGACCUCGAGGGCAGUAAUAUCCAUAAUAAUCUUAGGGUGACAUGGGGUCCUGGGGAGAAGGUUACUGUGGAGACAAUAAAAAGCUUAGUAGCACAGCUUAAUUAACUGUUUCCUGGUUUAAUUUAUUACCAGUACUGCAAGAUAUAGAGCAAGUCUGUCGAAUACCUAACCCCAAGCUAAGAGGAGGAAAGAUGCCAGGGGAAUCUGAUAGUUGGUUUUUAUACAAUAUGGGAUGAAGAAAGAAGUGUUUAAAAAAAAAAGCCAGAAGCUUGGAACCACUGGGAUGCACACAAGUCUUUAUCAGGAUUGGAGCCAAAACAUGCUACAAUGCAGAAAAAGCUUUAAAUCCUACAUUGAGCAACUAAGAAAAGCAGGACUGGGACUGGAAAUUCCACUUAAAAUUUAUAGUCAGCUUUGAUGACCUAGUCUAUCUACUCACAAAGAAGCAAACAAACUAAUGCUGUUUCUGGGCCUGAAACCAAAUAAUGAAUGAACGGGAUGACUCCAGUUGUUUGGAAAAUACCAAAGACACAUUGAAUCUGCUCAGACAAGCCUUUACCUAAUAGCCCUGCAAAGGGGGUCAAAUUCUAGGAUCAGUCAAAUUAACUAAUUCAUCUGUGGGGAGCAGGGAAUUAUGGUCGAAGACAAUUGUGGAGGUAAAUUUCCCUUCCCAGAUGCAUAUGCUCAUUAUUGAAAGCCUGGUAAUUUUAAACACAGUGUAACUUGUGAAAGCAUGUUUUUAAAAAAGAAAAUCACUCUUAUACUAAGAAUGAAAUAGAAAACUAUAUAGAGGCAUGAACUGAUAAAUUAGAACUCUGUGUGUGCCCAACCAGGUAGGCUUAUCUGAGCUUCAUCUGUACAUCAAAGGAGAAAGAUGCCAAUUCUCCAUCAUGUUCAGAGCUACAAAUUACCACACUACCUAUGGAGAGCUGUAUACAUGUGCAAUUUUAUCCUCCUACGAUAACCGGAAGUGGAUCAGGAAAUCUAUAACCAGCAAGUCUCGUACACUGAAUAUUGUAAACCUGGGUGUUUUAGAAAAAGAAAUGAGAAUGGGCUUCCAACUUGUUGUUUAUGAACCUAUUUACAGAGUGAAAGGCUUGCUUAAGAAUCAACAGUUUGGAUUUGGGAAUGUUGUCAAUACAUUGGUGCAAAACAAAGGUGUCCCCUGUCCCCAAUAUUAUUUGCCCUAGUGAUGGAGCUUUUAGCAAAUGCCUUUCUAUCUUUAAAGGGUAUUAAAGUAGCUGACUAGAUUUACUUGAACUUUUUUUUUUAAUACUAAUUAUAUUGCUUUAAUGGUUCCAAAUCUGAAGGCGCAAUACCAGCUUUAAUGGAGAUUACACAAGAAGAAGAAAAAAGGGGGGCAGGAUUGCAAGCGGCCUAUUAUAUAAAGGUGAGGCUCACAUCUUUUGCUCCACCCACUUUUGUCUCUGGCCCCAAGCACCAUUGGAGUGCAAGCCCUGAAAGGUUGCCUAUGUGGGAAUGUGGCCCUCGGGCUGAAAAAGGUUCUCCACGCCUGGUGUCCUGGUUGCCUACUCCUGUUUUACAGGCACUGCACAGCUGUGAUUGUAAAACCACAUGCAAAGCAGAUAAUUGACUGAAAUCAAUGUGCCCUGCAUCUGCAAUCAAGCUACCAGAGUAAUAACUAGCUCAAAGGUUAGUUAACACACUGCAACAAUCGAUGGUUACUAACGUGAAACGAAUAUGUUUUAAUAACAUGAAUGUACUUCAGUAUCGUUUUAGGGAUUAACUGAGAGAAAUCUGAAGUGCCUGUUGCUAUUAUUUCAUGUUACUUCAAUAGCAACCAAUUUGGUCAGAGUAUGUGCAACUCUGUAGUGAGGCAUUUAACUCUACCCACUCCUCCAAUAAUUUUCCCAGUCUAGGUCAGCACCAUGAAUUAAAAUACAUGAAUUUCUCCAACGAAUCCUGGGAACUGUAGUUAAGAAUGCCGGGGAUUAUUUCUGCGAGGGGAAAGCUAUAGUUCCCAGGAUUCUUUGGGGGAAGUCAUGUGCUUUAUAUACCGGUAUGUGCUAGAUGUGCUUUAAAUGUAUGCUGUGAAUUUGACCUAAACCACCUGCCCAGCCCCACCUGUUAGCCCUAGACACACAGAGAGAAACACUUUUGACACUGAACCAUCAGCUUCAGUUCUGGAAUUUGUCAUAGGAACAGGCCAUGUUGUUUUAACCAUGUCCAGUACCGUACUUGUUGCAUUACAAGUAACAUGGACUUCCUGUGAUGUAGAAGCAUGUGCCAAUUUUUGCGGAGGAACACAGAGUUCCAUUCUGUUUCCCAUCUCUUUGUUUGAACAGCAGAAUUCAGACACUGAUAACAUCGUCACUACCUACCAAGUUUAGCAAACUAAACUUGGCUCUAAAAUUUCCUUUCGAUUAAACAAUUGAUUUCAAAUCAUUUCUAUACUGAUUUGUAUCGUAGGAUCCUUGCAGAAUUCUUGCAAGAUGAUCACAUUCUCAAUCUCAAAAUCUCUUUGGGCUAAACUGUUGCUGUAUCCCUGAACAUAAAUGCAGAGUAAAGCCUAGGACACUUAUCUCUGGCUGUCCAUAAUCUUAUGAAUUGGAGGGACUUUAAAAUUUAAAAUAUUAUUGACUUUUUAUAUUUGAAAUAGUUUUGAAAGUGGCUUAGAGAUCUGCACUAAAAACAGAAUAAAAAGGAGCACGGAAAACCAAUUAAUAAGCAAGAUAUUUAAAUGGUGGGUGGGAUUGCCAACAUAAUUUUCCUGGAACCUCAGAAAUUUUUUGAAUUUUCUAUUAUUAUUUUUGCCAUGCUUGUAAAUCUGUGCACAAGUUAAAUGUGUGUAAGUUGCAGGCUUACUGUACUAUAUACAGGAGCAAACAAGAAGGAUAACAGAAGCUGACCACUUAAAUUCAGGAGUAACUACCGGUAGCUUUCUAAAAACUCGGUGUCACCAGCAAGUCAUGGCUAUUUUUAUAUUGUUACACUCACCGCACUGAGCAUAACUGAGAAGGUUCAACAACACAGUGCUUUUGGUUUCAUUUGGGAAAAGCACCCUAGAAGUUUACUGGUGUUCUGUAAUUGUGCUUAUUUACAAAUAUAUAAUUCGAGCAUAGGUGGAGGCACAACUUAAACACUCCAAACAGAGAGCCAAAGUCCACUGUGCCCAAAUCAGGUGAUCAGGGAGACAGCCAGCACCCUGAAAUACUGUUAGCUGGAACUCAAAAUGUGAGCCCUCUGUGCCUGUAUGUCUUCCUCAAACGGCAGUCUCUCUUCACACACAGGAUAUUUUGAUCACAUUAUCCCUACUCCGGUUUGGGUAUUUCAGGUAUUUCCUAGCCACUUGAAAGGCUUGCCGUUGGUAGCAGUCAGCCAAUCACUGACAGUGGUCUUUUGGGUCAUAUCAGCGGGGCCGAGUUGGAGGGGAUCGUGUCAUCUGGGCAGCCCUGGACCUCCAUACACGCUGCCCAAGCUUGCACCCUGGAGAGGUCACUUUGGUGCUACAAAUGCAGCAAAAACAAUGUGUGAGGCAGCGGUUAUGAGUUAUGAACUCAAUGUGAUUGGCGUAAGGUAUGAGCACAACAGGUUGCCUUGCCUUCAUCGGUGGGAAAGUUCACAGUGUCUCACUGGUCAAUGAAGUGCUGAUCUGCCACUGUCUACCUGCUACAAUGGGUGCUUGGAGCUCAGAGUAUCACUCAACAAGCAGAGUGAACAACUGCACCAGGCACCUGCCAAAGAAGAAAAGGAACAACCCUGGUGUGUGGGAAUCCCUUGCAGACAACACAGUGCCUGGAGACAGAUCGUGUAUCCGCAGACCGCAGCAGUGACCAGAGAAGGAAAGACAGCUGCAAUAAACACAGAGAAGAAAUGUCAUGGUGCAUCUGCAGUGGCAUAACCGGAUGCCGUAUCUGCUUCAGUUGCAAGAAAACAUGUCUCUCCGUAUUGGUCUCUACAACCACAGCAGGCGCUGUAACUCCAACAGUUUGACUUCAUCCACAAAGGUGUGAUCCUCCAUUGUCUCCCAAGACAGAUGGAUGCCCACAAGAAGUCUUCCAAAACAACUACUAGUUUCCUUCUCCUUUUUGACCCCCAAUCCCACAACAAUAGAAUAUGCCGUCAGCCCACCUAUAAACAUCAACUGUUCCUAUAUGGAUUUUUGCAUGUGUUAAGACAUAUUAACUGCCUAUGAAUUGGACUGUAUGGAUAAGCCCAUUUAUAUUUCGAAACUGUAAAAUGGGGCAUCUUUCACUGAUGAAUUUUUUUCUGUAUUGGUUUCAUUUCAUUUCUGGUAUACUUGUAUUUUAUUUGCAUUAAAGUGUGGGGUGUUUUGUUUUUGUAAAACUUCUUAAUCCAACCCAGCACAUUUUAGAAUUUUAUUUAGAUCCAGGGAUAGCAAAAGAUUUCAUUUCCAUUGAAAGAUGGAAAUCAAUAAAAGUUUCCUUUGUCUACAGUCAGUCUUAC
Molecule: messenger RNA, 12193 nt
Organism: Zootoca vivipara (common lizard)
Lineage: Eukaryota; Metazoa; Chordata; Lepidosauria; Squamata; Lacertidae
Gene: SFXN2
Product: sideroflexin 2
Biological process (GO): serine import into mitochondrion; monoatomic ion transport
Cellular component (GO): mitochondrial inner membrane
Molecular function (GO): monoatomic ion transmembrane transporter activity
Source: RefSeq, a predicted model, not a curated record